GUACCAGGCCUAUUCGUAAUUUAGCCAAUAUGGCUGCGUCCAUCAAAGACUAUUAUUAUUUUUUUUGAAUUCAUUGUUGACAUUACACAGAUUUAUUUGUAAAAUGUCCUUGAAAGAGUUUGCAAAAUAUCGCUCGAGAGGUUUGGAGGGAAGAAAACAUAGCAGAAGCAAUUCAAGAUCACUCUCGUCUUCCUCGAGUUCGAGUUCCGAAAGGAGACGAAAGCGGACAAAAAAAGCCGYAGGAAAAGAUGGACAUUCGCUAUCGAGACAUGKAAAACAUAAAAGAAAAAAAAGAAAGCGCAAAAGAGACWAUUCAUCAAGUUCUGAUUCCGAUACUUUUCWAAAGCGAAAGAAGAAAUCAAAACACAAACAUGACAGAAAGAAGAAAAAAGAGAAAAAAAGCAAGAAAGAAAAGGAGAAAAGGCUCUCUAAAACAGAGGUUGACUCGCCUAAUCCACCCAAGGAAAAAGAAGCCACUUCCAAGAUGAAAUUCGAAACCACAGAUCCUUCAUUGCAAGACAUCAAAGAACAGCCUAAAAAGAGAUCAAUGGUACCUAUGACAAGAGAGGAAUAUGAAAAACAACARAGUAAAGUUCGCAAGGUUUAUGAUCCAGAUACUGGGAGACACAGGCUAAUUAAAGGAGAUGGUGAGAUCAUAGAGGAGAUUGUCAGUUAUGACAGACACAAAAUGAUUAAUAAGAUGGCAACCAUUGGAGAUGGAGCUUCAUUCCAGGCAAACUUAGCACAAAAACACAAGUUUUCAUGAUGUCAACUUAGUGCUAUGGCYAUCUUAAGUCUUGGAUAUCUGGGAGAGUAUUACCGACAUCAGAAGACAAGGGAUGCAAUGUUAGCUCAUUCAAUCCUGUGGUAUCUGCUGCCCUUCUGUCAAUCUCGAUGUCCAACAUCUAUUGGUAAAGACAACCUGGCAUAUUUGGUGCUUUAGAUGUGUAGUAACUUGCAAGUACUCUUUCACAAUCCAGCAUUGUGUCUCAGAUAGUUAUAAGACCCUUUGCUGCUGACUUAAUUAGCAUGUUGGAUUGUGUGCCAUUCGAUCAAACCAUUCAUCAUCAAUUCAAUGUCUUGAAUAUGGCAUGACUUGCUACUGACACAAGUUGAUGGACAAUAUAUGGCUGUCAUCAACUAUUUGAUGAAGGUCCAAGGCCCAUGUCAAGCAGAACAUUUUCCUACAAACAGCAGACAUUACUUUGAUGCCAUUCAAUGUGGCCACUUGACAGCAUCCACACAKUGCUGUAUUUUUUGCUAUAGCAUUUUUUAUAAAYGUGUGAUACUCACCAUCAAACCAUUAAAUGUCUGAUUCAUAGCUUCYUCA
Exaiptasia diaphana is the source of this 1330-nucleotide messenger RNA. RefSeq names its product ADP-ribosylation factor-like protein 6-interacting protein 4. The record is from RefSeq and is a predicted model, not a curated record. Lineage: Eukaryota; Metazoa; Cnidaria; Anthozoa; Actiniaria; Aiptasiidae. The coding region runs from base 104 to 766 and encodes 220 amino acids. The transcript has 5 exons.